Messenger RNA from Acanthosepion pharaonis, 792 nucleotides. The record is from the annotation of a GenBank genome assembly. Lineage: Eukaryota; Metazoa; Mollusca; Cephalopoda; Sepiida; Sepiidae.
AUGAUAAUUGAAGAGCUCACCUUUUUGCUGUCUCUCUCUCUCUCUCUCUCUCUCUCUCUCUCUCUCUCUCUCUUACAUUCCUUUCAUUCUUUUUGUUUAUGUUAUUCUUUCUUUCACAAUCAAUCUAUCUAUUUAUCUAUCAAUCUGUCUCUCUUUAUAUACCCUUUCUUAGCUAUCUAUUCUGACUCACAGUUAUUUGUCGACCUCCGUCCACUUUUGAAACUCAAACUCGGCCUGUUUUCAAAUCCGCGCCUCUCUGUUUGCAUCAUACGCUGUCUGUGCCACCACCGCCUAUCUCAUCUGCCUGCGUCCAUCACUCAGUAUUUCUGCCUGUCCCCUUCUCUUCAGGUGUCUAAAACAAACCAUGUCUGUCCGUAUCCUUCUCUGUAUGUGUCCCCUUCCGCCCACACCUCUUUGUCUACUAUGUCCACCUACUUCUAUCAGUCCCGUUCUCCACAUGCGUCCAGCUGUGACCAUAUCUCUCUGUCUCUUUAUUUGUCGGUGUCAAUUGCUGUUCACCCUCGUCUGUCUCGUCCACUUACACUCCAUUCAAUUCUGUCUGUUUCCUUUUCUACCUGUAUCCACUUCCGCCCAUUUAUACCUGUUUCUUUCUCUGACUGUUUCCACUUCUGUCCACAUUUGUCCGUCUCUUCCUUAGUCAAAUUCCAUCCACCUCUGACUUCUCUAUGCCUGCUUCCGCCCUCAUUUUUUUGUUUCCAUUUCUGUCUGCGUCCACCUACGCACACGUCAGUCUGUCUCCUUUUCUUUGUGUCCAACUCCAUCAAGCAUUGA